CAGGGCAAACUUUUAGCCCCAUGGAAACCCAGCAGAGGGAAGUGACGUAUUGCAGCGUCAGCCUCUUCCGCUCUCUUUUCGUUGAGGCUCAGCUAGCGGCCGGCCUGCAAACAUGCAGAUCUUCGUGAAGACGUUGACGGGGAAGACCAUCACCCUCGAGGUUGAGCCCAGCGACACUAUCGAAAAUGUCAAAGCUAAGAUCCAGGACAAGGAAGGAAUUCCCCCUGAUCAGCAGCGUCUGAUCUUCGCUGGCAAACAGCUGGAGGAUGGACGCACCCUGUCCGACUACAACAUCCAGAAAGAGUCCACUCUGCAUCUGGUUCUGCGUCUGCGUGGUGGCAUCAUCGAGCCUUCCCUCAGACAGCUGGCCCAGAAGUACAACUGCGACAAGAUGAUCUGCCGCAAGUGCUAUGCCCGCCUGCACCCACGUGCUGUCAACUGCCGCAAGAAGAAGUGUGGACACACCAACAACCUUCGCCCCAAGAAGAAGCUGAAGUAGACAUUUUGGCUGAAUCGGCUCUUCAUGCCAUUUUGUGUUAAAAUAAAUGUAAGAAAACUCUG
Thunnus maccoyii (southern bluefin tuna) is the source of this 561-nucleotide messenger RNA. RefSeq names its product ubiquitin-60S ribosomal protein L40. Lineage: Eukaryota; Metazoa; Chordata; Actinopteri; Scombriformes; Scombridae. Gene Ontology annotation, cellular component: cytoplasm; ribosome; nucleus. Gene Ontology annotation, molecular function: ubiquitin protein ligase binding; protein tag activity; structural constituent of ribosome. Gene Ontology annotation, biological process: translation; modification-dependent protein catabolic process; protein ubiquitination. The transcript has 5 exons. Bases 113 to 499 code for a protein of 128 amino acids. The record is from RefSeq and is a predicted model, not a curated record.